AUGACAGAAACCCACAUGGAAUUCAACUGUACUACAAAUCCCACUGCUGCAGAGAUGUUUCAGUAUUUUGAGUACAAUCCCGGUGGUUUGGCUUGCGUGAUACUCGCUACCGUCAUUACCGUAAUCCAGACUAUUGUUAUGAUAGAUGGUAUCGUGUGGAUAACCAAGAAUAUUCCACACAGUGAGAGAGCGUCAUCAAUGAUCUGGAUCUACUCACUGUGGCCGGUGAUGUGCAUUGUCUCCUUGUUCGGGAUAUAUUUACCUAAAGCAGCUCUUCUAUCAAUCACAGCUGCCAAUUUGUUUUUAUUUCCCACCAUCUACAACUAUCUGAACCUGAUGGUGGAUUAUUUCGGAGGUGAGGAUGCCAUGAUUGGAAAGAUGAAAUACUUCCCAGUAAAGUACAAUCGGCCACCAUGUGGUUGCUGCUGCAGCUGCUGCCCGGAGAAAUGCUAUUCACGUGUACUCAAGAAGAAGCAGUACAUUAGACUGGAGAUGUUGGUCAUGCAAAUUGCAGUGAUCAGACCAGCGAUGUUGUUUCUGACUCAAAUGUUCAUCAUUGAUGGAUCAUUCUCAACGAAAGCUAUAUUUGAUCCUGGUCUCCCAGGCCUGUGGAUUACCAUCGUCACCGUAGUAAGCACAAUGACCGCUAUGCAGGUACUGGGUACCAUACAUCAUGCAACCAAGCCUCGUCUUGAGAACUACUCCACAGUACCCAAGUUUCUGGUGGUUCAAUUUGGUCUCUUGAUUACCAAUCUGCAACCAAGCAUCAUCACCUUCGCCAUAGUUGCUGUACCGUGUGCUAACCCAUUCCCUUAUAAGGCAAGGGUUGAGGUCUGGAACUGCUUUCUGACAAUCAUCUGGAGCCUCGUCUUCCAGCCAAUCUGCUUCAAGUUUCUGCGCACGCUCAGAGGGAACAUCCUUUACAUCCCGCCCAAACUACAGGCCAAGCGGAGAAGCGGCGGUUCAGCCGCUGCUAAGUCGUCGGCGUACGACAACGACAAGCAGUCGCAGGCAUUGACGGGGUUGAUUACAAAGCCAUCGGAGAGUCAAAACAUGAGCCCCGGGGUCGAGGUUGCCCGUGAGGCUAAUGAAAUCAUUGAAGAAGAAGAAGAAGAACCAGACGAGGAAACUCCACUGCGCCGGCGCAGAUAUAGCACGGGAUGUGUGGAUGAAAAGAUGGGUCGAUAUGGUUCUGUAAUUGAAGUGUGA
Asterias rubens (European starfish) is the source of this 1209-nucleotide messenger RNA. RefSeq names its product organic solute transporter subunit alpha-like. The transcript has 7 exons. NCBI's taxonomy places the organism in Eukaryota, Metazoa, Echinodermata, Asteroidea, Forcipulatida, Asteriidae. Gene Ontology annotation, biological process: transport. The record is from RefSeq and is a predicted model, not a curated record. Gene Ontology annotation, molecular function: transporter activity. The coding region runs from base 1 to 1209 and encodes 402 amino acids.